Messenger RNA from Gossypium raimondii (Peruvian cotton), 3533 nucleotides. RefSeq lists its product as uncharacterized. Bases 392 to 2797 code for a protein of 801 amino acids. The transcript has 4 exons. The record is from RefSeq and is a predicted model, not a curated record. Lineage: Eukaryota; Viridiplantae; Streptophyta; Magnoliopsida; Malvales; Malvaceae.
UAAAAACAAAAAUUAAUCGGUUUUAUAUAUACAAACAGCAAAGAAAAAGCUACAGCUGAAAAACAAAUUUCCAGACAUUGCAAGAAAAACAACACAUUUUUUCCCUUUGUUUUUCAGUUCUGUCUUCCUCCUCCCAGUUUUAUAUGGUAAUACAGAUCCGGGAUGAUGGAUAUUAGGGAAAAAUGGUAAAUUUUUUCUCCCUUUAAAGGUUCGUAUUUGAUUUGCCUAAAGCUUAAGGAAGAAACAAAGGAUUGUGGAAUCUUUGAAUUCAUUUCCCAUUUCAUGAUUUUGGUGUUUAGUUGUGAAUCAAAGAAGAUUGAUAGUUAUUUGGUUGAUUAGGGAUUAAUAGUUGGGUGUUUUCUUCUUUGUUUGUUUUGGGGUGCAAGGAUAGAUGGUAAGGGGAGGGAAGGUUGCUCAAAGAAGCAACUUUAAGAAAAGGGUUAGACCAAAGGAUGAUGAUUCGGAUGGUUCAGAUGAAGAUUAUGUGGUUUCGGAGGAGGGAAAUGAAGAAUCUGAGGAUGAUGUGGAAAAGUAUUGUUUUUCCUUAGAUGAAUGUGCAUCGGAAGAGGGUUUCGGGAGUUUUCUUGAUGAGGAGGAGGAAGAGGAAGUGGUGAGAAAGGCUGUUAGGUCGAAAGCUAAACGAAUGUCUACAACAAGGAAGAGGACGAUUGUGGAGAGAAAACCACGAAGGCGGAAAAUUGUAUUGGAUGAAGAGGAGGAAGAUGAAGAUUAUGAGGUGGAGGAAGAAGAAGAAGAUGACGAUGAUGAUGAUGAAGAGGAGGAGGAAGAUGACGACGAUGAUGAAUUCACUCUAGACGAAGAAGAUUGUUUGGAUGAGGAAGAGGAACUGACUAUGAAAAUGAAGAAAAACAAUAUGAAAGUUCGUAAGCCAGGGUUGCGGAAAAGAGGUCCUUCUAAACCUAGGAAAAAUAGGAAGAAAUCUGCUGUUUCUAAUAAGCCUUCAAGAAAAGGGGGAAGGAAGAAACGCCGGUUGAACAGGAAAAAGAGGGUUGAAGAAGAUGAUGAUGAUGAUUGUGAUUUUGUAGACAUCAUUCCAGUUGUGAGAAAAAAGAGCAGACUAAACGGAGGACGGAGAAACAAGGCAUAUGUUGUACCAUCCGAUUCAGAUUUUGUCUUGUCUGGGUCAUCUGAUUAUGAGUAUACCAUCUCAGAGGAACAGAGAGAGCAAGUGAAAGAAGCCAACCGAUUGUGUGGAAGUUUGAAAACCAGUUUGAGGAGUUCAUCAUCCUCAAAGAGAAUUCAGGAGGUUGAGGAGUUGGGCAAGCACAAGAAACCUCCAGGAAGAAAGGGUAAGGAGAAGGUCGAAGAGAAAAAGGCUGAAGUAAUAAAACCAGUUUGUGGCAUUUGUCUCUCUGAGGAAGAUAAGCGAAGAUUUAGGGGCACAUUGAACUGUUGCAGUCAUUAUUUUUGUUUCACCUGCAUUAUGGAGUGGUCAAAAGUGGAAUCUCGUUGCCCAUUGUGCAAGCAAAGGUUUGAAACAAUCACUAAGCCUGCUAGGUCAACAGCAGGAGUUGAUUUGAGAGAUGUGGUGAUUCAAGUACCCAAGCGUGAUCAGGUCUACCAACCAUCUGAGGAAGAACUUAGAAGCUAUCUGGACCCAUAUGAGAAUGUUUUUUGCUCUGAAUGCCACCAAGGUGGGGAUGAUGAACUGAUGUUACUGUGUGAUAUUUGUGAUUCAUCGGCACACACCUAUUGUGUUGGUCUAGGGAGGGAAGUGCCUGAAGAUAAUUGGUACUGCGAUGGUUGCAGGCCCGUAGCUCUUGGUUCCUCUAGUUCCCAAGUCCAAGAUUCUUUGCCUGACCAAAGGACAGUAAACAAUUUGUACAAUAGAUUCUCACCCGUUGUAAAUGUAGGAGAAAGUUUAGAGUCCAUUGGGGUGCCUUCACCUCGUGUACCUUUAACUCCCAGUUUUGUGGGUCUUUCAUCUCCUAGAUUUCCUGUUGUAGAUGUUACCGCUGGUUCCCCAGUAUCUGGAGUUGGAGCGCCAACUCUGACAGGUAGGCGGUGGUUACACCGCCAGAUUCAAAAUCUCCGUUCGAUCAAUAGGAUGAAUCUUAUGGUUGGUAGGACUGAAGGAAUAUCAGCUGCCAAUAUGGGCAUUGAUCUUGUUAAUUCUCACAUUGAUCAAAGUAGGGAACCAAUGGUUCAACAAGCUAGGACACAAGAUGCGGGAACUCAGCCUCAAACACUGUUUGCGGAGAGGUUACAGGACAAUCCCUCUUCUUCACUGCAAGGUAGGGACUUCCUUUCUUCAAGGUUGAGCCACUUGAGAAGGCAAGCAGUUCAAGAUUCAACUACCACUUCGUUCGGUACAUCUGUCAAUUUGACGUUAUGGCCUGAACUUGCUGGUAUUAGUUCAAAUGAGCAACUCCGUCAUUGCAGCAAUGGAUCAAACAUUAGGCCCGAUGGUUGUGAUUUGCCUUUUUCUGUUAGAGAUGACGAUAAUAUUUUGAUGGCCAAGGAACAAUUGCAGGCAAUGGUUGGAAGCCAUUUAAAAGCCUUUUCCAACGGUAUUGAUUUAGACAACGGUACUUUCAAGGACAUAGCAACUAGUUCCAUGCAUACCUUAUUGGCUGCUUGUGGGCUUGAGCAUAGGAGGAGCGAGGUUCACAUUGUGCCUCCGUCAUCAAAUUGUGUGCACAUUGAAAGAGUGGCAGCUGGACAGGCGAGCUUAAUGAAAGGUUGUUGUUUAACUUGUUUCGAUUCUUUUGUAAAAGAUGUAGUGAAGAGGAUCAUGGAUACAAGAUCCCGACAGUGGUUGAGUUUAGGUCUUUAGAUCUUUGGUAUAGUUAAUGUAUCUUUCUUCGUACCUUUAGGUCUUUAGAAGCAAAUUUAAAAGAAAAAAAAAACAUUUUUUCACAUGAUUUAUACUUACAAUUCACUGACAUUGAGCCCAAAAAGUGCUCUUUUUCUUAUUUGAUCAUCAUAAUAUAUUGUUUAAACGGGCAAAGUCAAGAUUUUCUGUACUGCAUGCUGAAUGCAUUUAGUGGUCAAGUUCCCCCCCCCCCCUUUGUCUCCUCCUUGUCGUGUGGAUCAUGUAUCUUUGCAUCUAGUUUGUGUUAGGAAGUAAGACGGUCGUGCUACAGUUUGAUAACCAGCUCAGAGAGCCAUUUAUGCACAACAAUUUAGGCCCAACGGUGUCUGAAGAUAUAAAACUUCGAUGAACUAUUUUUGUUCACUGAUUGCAAUGGGAAAGGUAUAACUUCGAUGGACUAUUUCUGUAUACUAUUUUUAUUUGGACAUAGAAUGAUAUACCUGUUAGAUACCAGAACAUAAAUGUUGUAAUGGUAUUUGAUUACUUGAAAUGCGAUUAUAGGCAAAAAAAAAUGAAGUGAGCUUGACUCUUGGACGAAUGCAUUAUAUCAUGCUUUUGACAAUGAUCUUGCAUGAUGUAAGAGAAGACCAUUUUGUAUCUUGUCUAUGUAGCAUGAACUUGGGAGUGCGUUGGUUACGUGUAUGCUUAAUUUGUUUGAUGUUUUUCUUAAUAUAUGUGAAGGAAACAUUCUCUAGUA